Molecule: messenger RNA, 551 nt
Organism: Pneumocystis carinii B80
Lineage: Eukaryota; Fungi; Ascomycota; Pneumocystomycetes; Pneumocystales; Pneumocystaceae
Exons: 1
Coding region: 47-505 (152 amino acids)
Biological process (GO): translation
Cellular component (GO): ribosome
Molecular function (GO): structural constituent of ribosome
Source: RefSeq, a predicted model, not a curated record
CAACCCUAUCGUUCUCGCCUAUCUAUUAAAAUAUAUACACCAACUUAUGCCUUCUCUUCAUUAUUUAUGUUCUCAUCUUCAAAAUGCUUCAAGAGCAUAUUUAGCACAAACAUCUUUACCAGCAACAAAGCUUAAUCUUGAUAUAUGUUUAGGAUUAUAUACCCAUGGAUUAUUAGGGUCAGUACGUCGAGGAUCUUAUUGGGGACCAGAUACGGUUUAUACACCAAUCACGUGCGAGAAUAUAUCUACACGACGUAUAUGGGUGGAUUUAAAGUAUCAGAUGAUGAGGCCAGUUUUGAAGGAAAUUAAAGCAUUAAAUAGACCGGGACGUAGACAAUGGAUGUCAGCGGCUAGUUUAGCACUUUUAACUAGACAAAGAGUUCAUUUUAUACCAGCUUUGGGGUUAGGAGAAUGCAUAUUUGUUAGGACACGAAAAGGGGUUAUGGAGAUUAGGGAGGCGAUUGGGCUUAAUUUAGGUGGAGAGCUUUUAUGCAGGGUAUCAUAACGCUAUGAGGAGGUGUAGAUGAGGUGUAGAUGAGGUGUAGAUGAGG